Molecule: messenger RNA, 2106 nt
Organism: Cimex lectularius (bed bug)
Lineage: Eukaryota; Metazoa; Arthropoda; Insecta; Hemiptera; Cimicidae
Product: maltase 1-like
Exons: 10
Coding region: 155-1879 (574 amino acids)
Biological process (GO): carbohydrate metabolic process; amino acid transport
Source: RefSeq, a predicted model, not a curated record
CGACGUUCAGUUCAGGUUAUCGUCGGACGUCGCCAAACGACGUUGGUUCAGUCUUCAGUAACAGUUCUCCUUACUUGGUCACGUCGUAAGCAUAUACGUCCGUGUUUUAAACUCGUUUGACGCUUCUAUUUCGCAACUCCGCAAACCCGUUUCUAUGGAGGCCAACUCGAAGCUCUCUCCCGACGACAAGGAGGCAUCUGAGAUGCUGGUUGACCAGUCCAACGCCAAAAUAGACAUCCUCCUCCAGGAAGGGCCCCAAAACAACGGGGACACGGUCAUCAGCAUCGCCGAAGUGAGCCAGGCUUUCGUCGGCAUGGGCAAGGAGGAGCUGAUGAAAUUCGCCAACGACCCGUUUUGGGUGAAGCUGCGUUGGUUCCUGUUCGCCUUGUUCUGGCUCAUGUGGCUCGGGAUGCUCGCCGGGGCAGUCGCAAUCAUCUUCUUCGCCCCCAAGUGUUCUCCGCCUGUCCAGGAGCCCCUAGGCGACCAGGCACUCUACCAGGUCGACCUGGGAGACUAUUACGACCAAAAGGAAAACCCGAUCAAAGCAUUUGAAAAUAAAGUUCAUUAUUUGGAGGAGCUUGGCGUUACAUCGGUUCUAUUUAACUCGCUCAUGAAAUCGUCUGAAGAAGGGCUUGAUCAUGUUGUCGACUUCAAACAACUCCAUCCGGAGCUUGGCACACUCGACCAGCUUAAAAACCUCUUGACCAUGUUGAAGGAAAAAGGUAUGCACACAUUUUUGAAAGUAGUGCCUAAUUUUUCGAGUAUUCAUCAUGAAUGGUUCAACAAGUCCGUGUCCAAUAUUCCACCAUUUAAUGAUUAUUACGUGUGGAAAGAAGGGAAGACUUCUGAUGAUCCACCAAACAACUGGUUGAGUGUAACUGGCGGCAAGGCAUGGACGUGGAACAAUGAAAGACAAUUAUUUUAUUUACACCAGUUCAAGGAGACACAACCAGAUUUGAAUUUCCGUAACAAAGAUGUUGUUAAUUAUUUCAAGGAUGUUUUCAAGAAUUGGUUGGAUGUUGGAUUUGAUGGAAUUCAUGUUGACAAAGUCGAAUAUCUGUUUGAAGAUGAACAAUUAGAAGAUGAAUAUAUAGAUCAUACUGUACAGAAUAAAAUACAUGAUGAUUAUUUAUUUUGGACACACUUAAAGACGACAUAUCUUGAUGAAAGUAUCGAAUGUCUUAAAGAGUGGAGUGAAACUAUUAGAAACGCUUCCGGAUUAGUAUCUGCAACUGGUGUAAUGGAGAAUAAUGACGCAAAUGUUGAUCUUGCUUAUUUACCAUUCACUGGUUCAUCAGAGCCUGUAGAAAUAAUUCAGCAUUUGCAAAAUUACAUCAACCACAACCUUGAAAGACAAAAUAAGACUUGGUUGUGGGAAAUCGAUGGAUUGGGUGAAGAAGAAGCGUUUGCUAUGGAUGCAUUAAUGUUGCUUCUUCCUGGGUCGACGAUGCUCAAUAACGGAAGGGAGUUAAAUCUAAAAAAUCUCACAUCCCUCUCUGUUAAUGAAGAAGCCUCUUCGGCUGAACAUAAUGAAACAGUUAUGAAAGUGGAUUUAUUAGAAUAUUAUAAAGAGAUGAUAAACGUUAAGAAGUCGUUAACACCGACAGAGUAUAAAACAAAACUUGGAUAUACGGAGAACCUUCUUCUUUUAGCAAGGUUGAAUGAAAAAUCAGAGGGUUAUGUUUUCCUGUCUGAUAUCGGCGAAGGUGAGGGUGUCACCCUGUCUGCCAACUACCCAAAUGUGAACAAUUUUGUUCCCAUCUUAUAUUCCACGUACUUCAAGAGGAAUAACCCAGAUUUAUUUGCUGACAAGAAGAACGGUAGUGUAACCCAUGUUUCAAUGUCGCCUUACUCAUACGUACUUUUUAAAUGCAAUUAAACAAAGCGUAGAUAAUAAUGUGGUGAAUUCCACAAAUGACAGAUUGGAUCUCCUCGAUUAUCCUUUUCUUGGCUUUUGACUUUUCCUUGAUUUGACCUUUUUUAUUAUUUAAAUCGCUUGUUUCCUUUGUUUAUAAGCAUUUUUAUAUUUUUGCAACACUUACAACUUGUACUAGUAUUUACUACCCUUUGUGACAAUAAUAAAAAAGUUGUUACUGCAUUAAAAAA